AUGCCACGUUCAAACGACGCACGGACGCCUUAUUCACUUGGUCGUUCGACAUCUGACUCCCUUCAAGCAGCCGCUUCAUUGCUGAGAUUUGUUGAUGACCCAGCCCGUACUGUUCAGCCAGGACAAGGACGUCGAGGCGAACAUGGCGUUAUCGCCAGCGGACGUGUUAUUCCGACCGAUGUCAGCCCCUCUCAACCCUCGACCAGCUCUCAUAGCGAUGCUAGCGUACCGACUGUUCAGAUGGCAUUAUCACCUCCUCGGACUUCACCUCGACCUCCUACUCCGGUAAGACGCGUUCUACGCCGGAAAGUAGGUGUCAUGCUUCCUACCCGUAUGCUCAAACCAGCAGGAGUAGGAAGGGAGGAUCGACCUGCUGUUAUCACGAGACUCUUAAAUGAGGCACGUGCAAUAAGACAGGAGGCUCCAACCGGCUGUCAUGUUUCUCCUAAGAGGGACGACAUCUUUCAAUGGGUAGCGGUAAUAGAAGGACCAGCCGACACUGUUUACGAUGGUGGCACCUUCUUCUGUAAUAUCCAUUUUUCCAUGAACUACCCGACGUUGCCGCCUAAGGUGGAGUUUCUGACACGGAUAUAUCACUGCAACGUUAACGCUCAAGGCGAGGUUUGCAUCGAUAUUUUGAAUGAGAAAUGGAAACCAACAAUGACCGUUCGAACGGUAAUGAUGGCGCUGAUGUCCCUUAUGUACAGCUGCAAUCCAGAUGAAGCUUUGGUAGCUUCCAUCGCCAAGCAGUAUCGUGAGAACCGUGCCGACUUUGACAAAAUAGCACGUAUAUGGACGCAUCGUUAUGCUACGUGA
Cooperia oncophora is the source of this 816-nucleotide messenger RNA. Lineage: Eukaryota; Metazoa; Nematoda; Chromadorea; Rhabditida; Trichostrongylidae. The record is from the annotation of a GenBank genome assembly.